CAUUUUCUCCAAUUACAAUCUUCCAAAUUUAUUAGUAAAGUACUAGACUCCAAAACUUGAAUAAAUACAAACUAUAAAGCACUAUAUAUAAAAUGUAAGUCACUCAUUCAAACCCUACAUGCCUUUCUCAAACUAAAGAACACAACAAAAAAAGCAAAACAAAAAGUUUACAAGAAUGAGCUUCCAACGUUUCUACCGAACAUGGUUUGAGCAAUUAAAAGAUGUGGUACAUCAACUUGACCAACAACAUGAAUUAUACCAACAGCUUGUCCAAAAAGUCAUGUCACAUUAUCAUGAAUUCUACAGAGUAAAAUCUUUAGCUGCAAAAAAUGAUAUUCUCACAAUUUUUGCUGCACCAUGGGCUACCUCUCUAGAAAGAUCACUUCAUUGGAUUGCUGGAUGGAGACCAACAACUGCUUACCACCUUAUUUAUACUGAAUCAAGCAUUUUGUUUGAGUCUCAUAUUAUUGAGAUUCUCCUAGGCCUCCGUUACAGAGACCUCGGAGAUCUGUCACCUGGUCAACUAGCUAGAGUUAGUGAACUUCAGUGUGAAGCUGUUCAGGAAGAAAAUGCUAUUACUGAUGAAUUGUCUAAUUGGCAGGGUGGUGCAAGUGAGAUAAUUAGGUUAAUGGGAGACAAUAUGGAUGCAAAGAUGGAAAAGCUAGUAGAGAUUCUAGACAAGGCAGAUAAACUAAGGAUGAAGACACUAGAGAAUUUGGUAGAACUAUUGACUGCACAACAAGCUGUGGAAUUUCUAACAGCUUUAGCACAUUUGCAGUUUGGUAUACGUAGAUGGGGAAUCAAUCAUGAUCUUCAAAGAGAAAAUUCCUAAAUAUUUUUCUCAUCUCGAUUCAUCAUGCAAGUGACUUUUUUGGGUUACCAGAUUGUGAGAAAUUGGUUGGGCUCUCUCUUGGAUUUUUGAGUUGGUAACAAAAAGAAAAAAAAAUUGGAUUGUGAUUUGGUGUUUUUGGAAUUUUGUGUUACAAGUGGACUGAGUGAGUAUGACAGGUGUUAAGGUAAUAGGCAAUUGGUGACAUGCAGAGAAACACUUGUUAGUGAAGAAGGUUGCCACAACAUGAAGACAUGUCAUGCUGAAGAGGGAUAACAAGGUGAGUAAUUGU
This is a messenger RNA of Capsicum annuum, 1121 nucleotides long. RefSeq names its product protein DOG1-like 4. The record is from RefSeq and is a predicted model, not a curated record. NCBI's taxonomy places the organism in Eukaryota, Viridiplantae, Streptophyta, Magnoliopsida, Solanales, Solanaceae. Gene Ontology annotation, molecular function: sequence-specific DNA binding. Gene Ontology annotation, biological process: DNA-templated transcription.